Oppiella nova is the source of this 496-nucleotide messenger RNA. The record is from the annotation of a GenBank genome assembly. NCBI's taxonomy places the organism in Eukaryota, Metazoa, Arthropoda, Arachnida, Sarcoptiformes, Oppiidae.
UAAAUACGAGAGCAAACCUGGGGUUUGGGUGUUUGACUUCGAGCAGAAUAUGGUCGGUUGGGUUAGGAUAACGUUCCCCAAGUCAUACAAUGCGAGUCGAGUCCAGUUAAGGCACGCGGAGGCACUACACGCCAACGGAACCGUAUAUACAAUGAACUUGCGGACGGCCUUAGCUAUCGAUACCUAUGUGUUGGACAAGGCCAACACCACCUCUAAUAACACAUUUGAGCCCAACUUCACGACACACGGGUUCAGGUACGUUGAGAUUACGGGAUACCCGGGUGAACCGCAACUGAAUAGCAUAAAGGGAGUGGUCAUGAAUUCGGACACAGCUUUUGACUCGCAUUUCGAGACUUCCAACGCUAUGGUAAACAAAUUGUACUCAAACAUCCAUUGGGGCCAAAGGGGCAACUUUUUGUCGGUGCCCACCGACUGUCCCCAACGGGACGAGCGGUUGGGAUGGAUGGGCGACGGAGAGGUGUUCGCGCCGACCGCU